Molecule: messenger RNA, 135 nt
Organism: Nezara viridula (southern green stink bug)
Lineage: Eukaryota; Metazoa; Arthropoda; Insecta; Hemiptera; Pentatomidae
Source: the annotation of a GenBank genome assembly
AUGCACCACCUUCAUGAAAAUAUUGACCACUCUCAAUGUAAAAUCUACCUGGAACCUUCCACCAUCUUGGGUGACAUCUAUCUUCAGUUGGCAGCUAUGAAUAAGUUUAGCAUUGAUCGAUUGGACUAUUGGUGA